AUGUUUGUUUGUAAACAAAAAUUUAUUUUGCUUCUAUUAUGUAUUAUUUUUGUUGAAUCUACUGAAGCUAAUAACAAAUGUUAUGAAGAAGAAAUUGUUGAUAUUGACUUGAAAGAAGGUGUAUUUAAAGGAUCUCCCUUCCAUUAUUGUUCUCCAACUAAUUGUAAUUGGAAUAUUCCCCCAAAAGAAAAUAGUUUUAUUUAUGUUAAGUUGAAAGCAAUUAAGAUGAAAGAUAUGACAGUUUGGAUGUUUAUCAGACAAGAUGGAAUGGUUCAGACCUCUCUUAUGAUAGUGUGCCAUUGGAACAUUAUCGUUUUUCAUCGUCAGUUAAUGGAGGAUUUUUUUUCAAUCUUUCUACAAACUGCAAUAGUAGAUAUGCAAGAUCACACACAAACAUCAACUAUAGAUUUGAAAUUAGCUUUUACCGUAGAUCUGAAGAUAAGUUUUUUGUUAAAUUUUAUUAAGAAUUUUUAUUUUUCAAACAAUAGUACUUAUCAUCCAUGCCCUCAACCUUUUUAUUUUGCAACCAAUUCAACUCAAUAUCUCCCGGCAUUUCGUCUUGGAUUCUUACAGACAUGCAUCUUUUCUAUAAAUUCUACGCAAGAAAUAAGGCUUAAAAUCAACCGUGUUAAUAAAACAUCAAAUUUCGGAAUUAAGGUUUAUGAAACUGGAAGUUUUUCUGAUUAUUAUGAGGAAGAUCAGGAAGGACUGUUGGCAAAAAUUGAGCAAUAUUCUACUUAUGAUGCAUUUCCUUUAAUUAUAACAAGUAGAACCAAAUCUGUGAGCAUAUUAAUUAGUUCAUUUGAUCUGAAUAAUAGUAUAAUUCCUUAUGAAAUUGAAUUUAUUGCUGUUAAGCAUGAAUGUAAAUGUGGAGACAUUCAUUUAAAAGCGGACAAAGUGAAAUGGAAAGUUUUAUAUUCCCCUGAGCAUCCAAAAACUUAUUGUGCUUCAAUGAAUUGUUUAUGGCAUUUAGAAGCUCCAGAAGGCUAUCAAAUAUUUGUUAAUAUUUCAAAAUUUAAUACUGAAGAGAAUCAAGAUUUUGUAACAAUUUUUGAUGGAGUUGACACAAAUCAGAAACAUUUGGAAAUGCUAUCUGGAAGGAUUACCCCGAAAAAUAUAAUAAAAAGUUAUCAAAAUACAAUGACAAUUUCAUUCCAUUCUGAUAUUAAUACUCAAAUGAGUGGAUUUGCAUUAUGGUACAAAGCUGGUAGGAAAUUUUAA
This is a messenger RNA of Meloidogyne enterolobii, 1221 nucleotides long. The record is from the annotation of a GenBank genome assembly. NCBI's taxonomy places the organism in Eukaryota, Metazoa, Nematoda, Chromadorea, Rhabditida, Meloidogynidae.